Messenger RNA from Medicago truncatula (barrel medic), 2001 nucleotides. Its product is annotated as protein root UVB sensitive 4. Bases 156 to 1682 code for a protein of 508 amino acids. Lineage: Eukaryota; Viridiplantae; Streptophyta; Magnoliopsida; Fabales; Fabaceae. The record is from RefSeq and is a predicted model, not a curated record. The transcript has 10 exons.
UGGUCCUUAAGCUAUGGCUUCACGAGUGGACCUUAGCCGCCGCCAUGCAAAAGAAGAAGAAUUAGAUUCUUCACUAACCUUUUAUUCUUCUUUCUUCUUCAAUUCAAAAUUGUUCUUCAUUUUGAAAGUUCAUAUAGUUACACCUUCAAAUUCUCAUGCCAUUUACUCUUCACACCCCCACCGAUCACCCUCACCCCAUAUCAUGGAACCUUAUCACACCAAAACAACCAAUACCCACUUCUCAAAAUCUCAUUUUUACAAGACUCAAAGCUUUUUCAUCUCUCAGAACUUCUCUUGACUGUGUCUCUUCUGAUGGAGGAGGAGUUGACAAAAUUUCACAACAAAUUCGGCUACCCUUUGUGGUUAAGAGUCCAAAUAAGGUCACUAGAUUCUUCUGGAAUGGUGGCUGCUUGGAGUUGGUCACUGUUGAUGGUGGUGCUGCUUCUGGUGAUAAUGAUGGUUUGUUGAAGGUGUUUGGUUCUGUUGUAAGGGAUUUUUUCAUUCCUAGAGAAGUUAAUGAGAAUUAUGUUGAUUUUGUGAAGUGGAAGCUGCUUCAUCGUGUUUUUAGCUCUGCUCUUCAAGUUCUUGCUACUCAGGCAAUGUUUACAGCCAUAGGAGUUGGAUACUCCAGUUCCCUUCCGUCAGCUGCUGCCCUUAACUGGGUUUUAAAAGAUGGUCUUGGACGACUAAGCAAAUGCAUAUACACUGCUAGCCUAGCUUCUGCUUUUGAUACUAACUUAAAGAGAGUCAGGUUCACUACAUCUGUUCUUUUUGUUGGAAGCAUUGGACUUGAAUUACUUACUCCUACAUUUCCUCGAUUCUUCCUGCUGCUUGCGACUAUUGCCAAUAUUGCUAAACAAAUAAGCUUGGCAUGCUACUUAGCAACUCGGUCGGCUGUUCAUCAAAGUUUUGCAAAAGCAGACAACCUUGGUGAAAUUUCUGCCAAGGCACAGAUUCAAACAGUCUGCUUUGACAUCCUUGGUCUUAUGCUUGCUGCCCUUGUUAAUAUGUGGAUUGGGAACCAUCAAAGACCACAAGCAGGUCUCCAUUUCUUUGUUUAUCCCCUUUUCGCUUUCAUGGACCUUUUUGGGAUUUAUCAAGGACUAAAACAUGUCCAUCUGAAAACUUUGACUAAGGAUAGGCUUGAAAUCAUUCUGAAAACUUGGAUUGAGUUUGGAUAUGUGCCUUCCCCGGCAGAUGUGAGCGAGAAAGAAGUAAUCAACUUUAUGGGAGUUAAAGGUAAAAGCUUAUGGCCAGUUAGAAUAGGGUGCAUAAGUCCCAAGGACCAAAUACCUGAGUGGUCAAUGAAGACGAUACAAAGCAUAACUGAUGAGGAUUAUUACUUUGUAUGCAUGGAGAUCUUCGAAGGAUUAAAAAGAACUGGCCAGCUCCGUAUCCUUCUUUCCAUCCGUGAAGGAGCUGAAUCAAAGCAUAUAAUUAUGGGUUUGUUGCAGGCCUGCUACAUCAGAAGGACUCUUCUUAAGUGGAAUAUUAGCAGAGGGGAAAACAAUGCAUCAAACUCAGCACUAGAAGAUUGGUCUGUAAUUGUUGAGGAUGGAAAGAGGUAUGCAGAGAGGGAUGUAACUGAUUUGAUUGAACAAAUGGUGGGAAUGGGUUGGGUGGUGAAGAACAUUUUAUUGUCAAAGCAAGAACAGGCAAGAUACAGUUUUGUGUAUGAUUAAUUAAAGAUGGUUUACAAAAUUUUGUUGGCUCCUUAAUAUUAUGGGAGAGUUUAGGGUUUACUAUUCAUUUAAGAUUAACCUUAAGGGCACAUUGGGUUAACUUUAGUGGAAAAAGUAAGAGAUCCUAAUUGUAUAAAAAAAAGGAGUAAAUGAUUUUAAUGUAUUUUUACAUAUUCAAACCGUUAGAGAAACCAUUAGUAAAGAUUUAGAGGUCAAUGAGUUGGAUCCAAAUUUGGUGUAUGAUAGAACAUUAUGGCGUCAUUUGAUCCAUGUAGCCGACUUCAUUUAGUGGGAUAAGGCUUGGUUGUUGUUGUUUACA